Molecule: messenger RNA, 216 nt
Organism: Triticum turgidum subsp. durum (durum wheat)
Lineage: Eukaryota; Viridiplantae; Streptophyta; Magnoliopsida; Poales; Poaceae
Source: the annotation of a GenBank genome assembly
AUGUCCCAAGAGGAGUUCGGCUUCGCAGGCGUUGACGGUGGCAGAAUCACGCUGCCCUGCGACGCAUCGGUGAUGGAGUACGUGAUGUGCUUGCUCAGGAGAAGUGCCUCUGCAGAGAUGGAAGCCGCGUUCCUCCACUCCAUGGCGAUGCCAUGCCACUAUCAUGCGGCGGCACAUCUGGGAGUUAGCCAGCAUUUUGGUGUCUGCAGCUCCUGA